AUGGAGCUCACUGAGCUGGCUUCUGCUCUCUCUAUUCCUCCAUCAAAGGUUGAAGCUUUUGAUCUCUUCUUGACCACUCUAGUUUUCUUAGUGUUUUUCGCCAAAACACAAGAUCCUUCCGGAGCCAUAAAGCAUCUACUCACGCUGGUAUCCUAUCUCUUGGUUAAAGCUGAAACAUUGAGCAACACCCCUUUCCUUAACUCGCUCCUAGACCUAAUCAUGCAUGACUCUUCACCUGUCCUGAGUUCAUGGUUUAGGAGCUCAAAGGAGAUUCCUUUUGAGUUUUAUUUUGGUAAUCGGUUGGGGGAUGUGGCUGAUGAGAAGCUGGAGUUUAACAAGAUGUUCAAUGAUGGUAUUGCUAGUGAUUUGGUGCUUGUUGGUGAUAUUGUCAUGAUGACUUGCAGGGACGUGUUUAAGGAGUUGAAGUCAUUGGUUGAAGUUGGUGGAGGGACUGGAACUAUGGCAAGAACUAUAGCUCAUGUUUUCCCUGAGAUUAAGUGCAUUGUUCUUGAUCUACCUCAUGAGAUUAAUACUGUGAAGGAAGACAUUUGUCUUGUUGAGUAUGUUGGUGGUGAUGUGUUUGUCUCUGUUCCUCUUGCCAAUGCCACUCUCUUGAUGGAUAAUUUCUAA
This is a messenger RNA of Dioscorea cayenensis subsp. rotundata (Guinea yam), 630 nucleotides long. RefSeq names its product probable O-methyltransferase 3. The transcript has a single exon. Gene Ontology annotation, molecular function: S-adenosylmethionine-dependent methyltransferase activity; O-methyltransferase activity. NCBI's taxonomy places the organism in Eukaryota, Viridiplantae, Streptophyta, Magnoliopsida, Dioscoreales, Dioscoreaceae. Bases 1 to 630 code for a protein of 209 amino acids. The record is from RefSeq and is a predicted model, not a curated record. Gene Ontology annotation, biological process: methylation.